Botrytis deweyae is the source of this 246-nucleotide messenger RNA. RefSeq lists its product as uncharacterized. The record is from RefSeq and is a predicted model, not a curated record. The transcript has a single exon. The coding region runs from base 1 to 246 and encodes 81 amino acids. Lineage: Eukaryota; Fungi; Ascomycota; Leotiomycetes; Helotiales; Sclerotiniaceae.
AUGCCAAUGCCCAUGCCAACACCAAUGAGGAGCCCUACUCAGGUAGUCGAAAUCAAGGCGGGGGGAACUCGUCUCAAGUUUUUCUUAAUUUUUCCAACCGGGAUGGAAGGUCUUUCAAGAAAAAGACCGAUCGAAAUAUCAGUUUCCGAUCUCGAGUCAACAGGCACUCUCCAGGGUGUGGAACCAGCUACCCUAAAAAUGGGAUUGUGUGAUGUAGAUCAAGGAACGGGGGAGAUGGACAAUUGA